Molecule: messenger RNA, 2572 nt
Organism: Hymenoscyphus albidus
Lineage: Eukaryota; Fungi; Ascomycota; Leotiomycetes; Helotiales; Helotiaceae
Source: the annotation of a GenBank genome assembly
GGCGAAAGGGCCUGGCUAAUUGCCCAUUAAUUUCGUGAAAAGUCACACACUCUAUCGCGCGUCUGCUGCGUCUCCUGCAUCUCCCAAAAAAAAAGUUUCUUAGGCUUUCCUUUCCAAGUACCUACCUACUCCGUACUCCUACCCUACCUUACCUUACCAUACCCUAACCUACCCUGCCCUAGCCCUAAACCCGCUCGCGCUAGCGUAUACCAAUCCAAGCGCGACGGCCUUCCGACUUUCCACCUCCUGAACCCAACAUAAACCUCUUUUCUCUCCACAACACAACGCCUGAUCGGGACCACUAAAGCUCCCUGUCCAACCCAACCUAACCCACCUAACCCACCUCAUCCACCCCCCUUCGUUGCUCGACCUUGGUGCACUGCAUCUACCCCCCACUCGGCCCCCAAACAUGAAGGUCAAACAAUCCAAGGCCACUUUGGUCGCCAAACCCAUGGUGACGGCGAAUACUCUCAAUGGGCCCCCUUUUCCUGAUGAUUCUGAAGAAUCCGAGGUCAAUAGUGACGCCCUGAUCAACACCGAUCUUCCACGUGUCAAUGGAGUCAAUCAAGUCAAUGGCUUUGAGGCCGACGGCGGGAUUGCGAUUGAAUCUUCCGACGAUGAGGAUGAUGAAUCUGACAAUCUGUCAUUAUUUGAAGACACUCUGGCUGAGAUGGAUGACCAACAGCUCUUUAAUCACGAUGGUGAGUGAACUAUGAAACCUUUCAAGGUUGCAUACACCAAGCGCUAAUCACGCAAUCAUUAGGCUCCCAAACUUGCACCUACGAAGAGGCAAUUGCUUUUCGUCAACAACUUCGAUCAAUAGGCCCUGAAGAAUUCGUCAAGCUCAAUAUAGAUGGUGGUCUCAUCACUGCCAAAAAGCUUCUCACGGCUUUCAACAUUCAACCUCCAGGCUUCCUCGAGGGCAUGGAUGAUUGCGCUUAUUACCGUCUUUUGGGUUUGGCCAUCAGUCGGGAGUUAUCCAAGCGGAUCAAGCUUCCUCAGUUCAACACGAUCGAUGAUGCAGUCGAUUUAAUUCUCAAGUCUCACAAUAUCGUCGUGCUGACCGGUGCUGGUAUCUCAACCUCGCUUGGCAUACCUGAUUUCAGAUCCAAGGACACUGGUCUUUACUCCAAGCUGCGACAUCUUGGUCUGAAUGAUCCGCAAGAGGUUUUUGACAUUCACAUUUUUAGAGAAGAUCCCACUUACUUUUACACGGUCGCUCGCGAUAUCAUUCCCUCAGGUGAUCGGUUCACUCCGACUCACGCUUUCAUUGCUCUCCUGCAACAAAAAGGAAAAUUGCUGACCAACUAUUCUCAAAACAUCGAUAAUAUCGAAGCCAUGGCUGGCAUCCUCCCGGAAAAAUUAGUCCAAUGUCACGGCUCAUUCGCUACUGCUUCCUGUAUCGAAUGCAAGUACCAAGUCCCCGGUGAAGCCGUCUUUCCAGACAUCAGAGCAGGUCGAAUCCCCCGAUGCGAUAAAUGCAUCGAAGGACUCCGUCGACUCAAAGCCCCCAAUGCCAUGAAGCGCAAACGCUCCGCCAACGGCGAAAAGAAGAAGCGUCGUUUCGACAAUGACUCCGAUUCUGAGCCAGAGGAAGAUUACGAUAUCCCCGCCGCUGGAGUCAUGAAGCCAGAUAUCACCUUCUUCGGCGAACCACUACCCGAUAAGUUCUCGGAUCGACUCACCGGUCACGACGUCGAUAAAGUUGAUUUAGUCAUCGUUAUCGGAACCUCACUCAAAGUCGCUCCUGUCUCUGAAGUCAUUCCUUACUUGCCGGCUAGCAUCCCGCAAAUGUACAUCUCCCGCGAACCAGUUUCCCAUGUUAAUUUUGACGUCGAUAUGCUGGGGGAUUGUGAUGUGGUUGUCGCCGAGUUGUGUAGACGUAUGGACUGGGAGUUGAAGCACGAGAUGAUCCCCGAGAACCAGGUCGUGGACAUCCGAUUGCAGGAUGGAUUUACGAGUCGUCAUGUUUUUACAGAGAAGAGGAGCUAGAUUUUUCUUACGAUGUGUUGCGACAUUAUGUUUUCCUUGCUCGGAGAGGAACAGAGGAAUUUCCUGCAGGUGUUCCUUUGCUCAUGUCUUUCUUCCCAUCCUCAACCUGGAUCCCUUGAGCUUUCUUCCGUUGCCAGUUUUCUUCCGUCGAUAAACCUCCAUGUAUGGAUUGCCUUUGUUUCUUCGAGACGAGUUUUCCCUUCCAUCCGCAUGAGAAGUCCUACGUUUUUUUCUGUCAUACUUUCAGUCCGCAGAGUUUUCAGUAACCGUUUGUUUGUUUGUUCUUGUCACGAAACGCGGGGCAUCGGCGUUCCGGAACACACGAAAUCAAAUCCUUUCCUCAAUCAAUACUGGAGGUGGAGGAAUGGGUGGAUGUAUUUAUUUAUUUAUUUGUGUUUGCUUAGAUUUCCUCUCUCUCUCUCUCCCUACUUUUCCUCUCCCGUUUUUCUUCUUCUGUUCUUGCGUACAGUGCAGUCGUUGCAAUUGGCGAGUUACCUUGGGCGUUAGAUGAAGAGUUUCCAGUACCUACUUAGCUAGCUUGCAGACCCGUUCAACGGUUUUAUGGAAAGUAAUAAGACAG